Molecule: messenger RNA, 1191 nt
Organism: Erythranthe guttata (spotted monkey flower)
Lineage: Eukaryota; Viridiplantae; Streptophyta; Magnoliopsida; Lamiales; Phrymaceae
Product: F-box protein At2g34280
Molecular function (GO): protein binding
Source: RefSeq, a predicted model, not a curated record
AUGCAGAUAGCCGAGGGGAAUUGCAAUUACGUACCUGUGAAAAGCCCUAGCCCUAGCCCCCCUUAUGAUUUCAGGAGAUGCAAAGAGAGUUCAACGAAUCUACUAGAUUCUCUGCCAGACGAAUUGUUGUUCAACAUUCUCGUACAUCUCCCAGCCGAAGAUAUUUACGAUCACGCCAUGCUCGUUUGCCGCAAGUGGUACCGUAUGAUCCGUACCCGUUACUUUGUACACGAACACCUUCAGCACUCGACUCCGGGGCUCCUCCUACACAAUUCUCGUAAUAAAACUACUAGCUUCGCGGCGAUGAGACGAGGCCGGAUUGAGUUAUCCGAGUGCAGUUACACGAUCAGAGCAUACGAAGGAUGGGAUAGCUGUAACGGUUUGAUCCUCGAGUAUUAUUCAUUCGAAGGGACUCUUGGUUUUCAUAUUAUAAAUCCCGCAACAAGGAAAAUAUUUGAAAUCCCUCGAUUUUCUCCCCAAGGAACGACGAUCGACCACCGCUGGGGUAUAGCGUAUUCGGCUGCUUCCGGUGAGUAUAAAGUGGCUCGCACUUAUGCAAAUAAAGUUGACGACGAGGACGACGACGACGACGAUUUGCAGUACGUUGUCGAUAUAGUGACGGUUGGAGUUGACGAGUCUUGGAGGUGCGUUUGUACGCAACACUUGUCUCCCGAGUCGAAGGUUCUCCUCGGCAAAGACUCGGUUACCACCGAAGGUUUUAUCCAUUACAUGAAUAGUUUCGACGACAAUCGUGUCCUGACUUUGAAUGUAGAGACUGAAACUAUUACGGAAUAUGCCAUCCCUCAGGGUCUCGAUUAUAAAUUUAGAUGUUGUUUGUCGACGGGAAAAUCUUUAUCUAUGUUAGGUAAAUGCGGUGAGGAAAAUUAUUGGGAGGUUUGGGAAAUGAAAUCGGAAACCGGAGAGUGGACCGAGAUGUACAGCAUUGACUUGGAAGCUCACAAGUGCAAAUUGGAAGAAUUGUACGGUAAAAAGGACAAGGGCUCCGGUAUUAUCGUACCGAUGGGUUGGUUGAAAUACCAUGAGGUGGUGAUCUUGCGUUUUCUACAUUCGGCUCGGUUUCACAUUGCUUACAAUGUUCGUACGCAUGAAAUCAACUCGUUGGAGUUGGCUUGUGAUUCUUUUAAUCCUGCUUUUAAAGUCCAUACAAAUAGCUUGGUAGGGUUGGUUUGA